Messenger RNA from Cooperia oncophora, 387 nucleotides. Lineage: Eukaryota; Metazoa; Nematoda; Chromadorea; Rhabditida; Trichostrongylidae. The record is from the annotation of a GenBank genome assembly.
AUGCCUCGCUACUGCCUCUUCGGAGACACUGUUAACACUUCAUCUCGAAUGGAGAGCAAUGGAAGAGCUGGUCACAUUCAUCUAUCAAAAGAAGCGCACGACUUGCUCGUGAAAGAAUACCAAGCCGAUUAUGAAACCCAACCGAGAGGAGAAGUCAUUAUAAAGGGAAAAGGAGUGAUGGAAACCUUCUGGCUGACUGGUCGUCGUGGUGCGUUCACAACUGCUCCUUCCGAGGAUGAGCGUGUAGAAAAGAGGGCCGAACAAGGUAACGAGCAACAUAUCAACAAACAAGGAAGUGAAGAGACGGUCGACGAGAUCCCACCGCUAGACCUAAAUAGCGAUUCGAUAGAAGCUAUUCCCGUAGAUCCUGUGCACAACAUUACAUAA